Molecule: messenger RNA, 564 nt
Organism: Funneliformis caledonium
Lineage: Eukaryota; Fungi; Glomeromycota; Glomeromycetes; Glomerales; Glomeraceae
Source: the annotation of a GenBank genome assembly
AUGAUAAUUCGGAUUUUGGAAAAUGCUUUGAUUGCGAAAACGAACGAAGUGAUGCAAAAUGGUAAACAAGAUUCGUUUGAAAAUAUUGAUAUUCCAGAUAUUGAACCGUAUUCAAUUGAUAAACAAACGGCUUAUCGCCUGAUUAUCGCACAGGGAUUUAGUCAUUAUACUAAUUAUAAUGCAGAAAAAUUUCGUAGUUCUUUCGUCAAUCAUCAAGGCAAAGAAGAAAUAAGAGUUAUUGUCAAUGAUAUUUUAUUUAGCAAAAAUUCUUGCAUUGAGGAAAAAUGGACUGAAGCGAAGAUUGGAAAAAGAUGCAAGAAAAGCCAGUUAUUUGCAAGUGAAAUUGAUGAAGAGUUCUUGUCAAGAAUAGCAACGAAAGAAUCGAUUGGUUCAGACACUAGCUAUAAUAUUAAUUCAACUGAACCACUAGAUAUUUCUGAUGGAAGGGUUGCAGUCCCAUUUACAACUAUACUGGCGCAACAAGAAUUACUCGAAAAUUCUAAUGAAGUGGUUGCCCCACCAAUUAUUGGUUGUCUGUCAUUGAUGCGAAGAGGAGCUUGUUAA